This is a messenger RNA of Xyrauchen texanus (razorback sucker), 3026 nucleotides long. It is a transcript of the gene man2b1, whose product is annotated as mannosidase, alpha, class 2B, member 1. Gene Ontology annotation, biological process: mannose metabolic process. Gene Ontology annotation, molecular function: carbohydrate binding; alpha-mannosidase activity. Gene Ontology annotation, cellular component: lysosome. NCBI's taxonomy places the organism in Eukaryota, Metazoa, Chordata, Actinopteri, Cypriniformes, Catostomidae. The record is from RefSeq and is a predicted model, not a curated record.
UUCAUGUUCAUCAUGGCGAAGCUUCUUCUGUGUUGUGUGCUGCUGUUGUUUAUCUGUUCUGUGUUUACAUUCCCCACAGCUCGAGACUCCAUCUGUGGUUAUAAGUCAUGUCCCGCCACAAAACCAUCCAUGCUGAAUGUCCACCUGGUUCCUCACACACAUGAUGAUGUUGGGUGGCUCAAGACGGUGGAUCAGUAUUACUAUGGAGACCGAAACACCAUCCAGCAUGCAGGUGUUCAGUAUAUUCUGGAUUCAGUCGUUGAUCAGCUACAGAAGGAUCCAGCCCGCCGUUUUAUCUACGUAGAGACGGCCUUUUUUUACCGGUGGUGGAGGCAACAGAGUCAGGACACACAGCGAAUCGUAACCCAGCUGGUCAACGAGGGUCGUCUUGAGUUCAUAAAUGGCGGCUGGUGUAUGAGCGAUGAGGCCACCACACACUACAGCGCUGUCAUAGAUCAGAUGACUCUGGGGCUGCGAUUUCUGAAUGACACCUUUGGCGAGUGUGGGCGUCCCCGGGUGGCCUGGCACAUCGACCCCUUCGGACGCCGAGAACACGCCUCCAUCUUUGCUCAGAUGGGCUAUGACGGCUUCUUCUUCGGGCGUCUGGACUAUCAGGACAAGGCUCACAGGAUGAAGACCAAAGAGAUGGAGAUGCUCUGGAGGGCCAGUGAAAGCCUGACGCCUCCUCUCGCCGAUCUAUUUACAGGUGUUCUCCCCAAUGGAUAUAAUCCUCCUGAGGGCUUCUGCUGGGAUCAGUCAUGUGAUGAUGCUCCCAUAAGAGAUGACCCGGACCUUGAGGACUAUAAUGUGGACGAGAUAGUUCAGAAGUUCUUAAAUGCUUCCCAUACGCAGGCUGCAGUUUAUAAGACAAACCACAUCAUCAUGACAAUGGGUUCAGACUUCCAGUAUGAAAAUGCCAAUCUGUGGUAUAAGAACAUGGAUAAACUGAUCAAGUAUGUUAAUGCCCUGCAAGCUAAAGGGAGUCAGGUGAACGUGCUUUAUUCAACACCCUCAUGCUACCUCCAGGAACUCAAUCAAGCCAAUCUCAAAUGGCCUCUGAAGACCGAUGAUUUCUUCCCUUACGCUGAUGAUGCUCAUAAUUUCUGGACAGGUUACUUCACCAGCCGCCCGGCGCUGAAAUUAUACGAAAGACUGAGUAACAGCCGACUACAGACCUGCAACCAGCUGGAGGUGCUUGGGGGUCCCAAGUCCAGAUCUGGGCCAUUUGGUGAAGGCGACAGCGAUACUAUGAAGAGGGCGAUGGGUGUGGCCCAACAUCAUGAUGCCGUGUCUGGGACAGAGAAACAGCACGUGGCAAACGACUACGCCAGAAGACUGGCUAUAGGCUGGGCACAUUGUGAGGUUCUAGUUCAGAAUUCUCUGUCUGUUCUCAGCGGUUCUGAAGCUCCACGUGUGUUCUGUGAGAAUCUCAACAUCAGUGUGUGUCCCCUCACAGAAAGCAGCCUCAAGUUCUCUAUGAAUGUGUACAAUCCUCUGGCCAGGACUGUAAACUGGCCUGUUCGCUUGCCCGUCAACGGUUCUCUAUAUAGUGUUACUGAUGCAAACGGGAAAGCCGUGGACAGCCAGGUGGUUGCACUGUCAAAGUCCACACAGGAAUUGAGGCGGAACAGGGGUUAUGCUAAAGGUGAGCUGGUCUUCCAGGUUGAAGCUCCUCCUCUUGGCUAUAGUACGUACGUCAUCUCCUUGCUUCGGGAGGAUCCACCCGUAGCCAAGCCCGAACCCAGAGUCCCUCGCUCCAUUCAGAACAAGUUCCUGAAGGUGACCUUCGAUGACACUACAGGUCUGUUGAAGAGCCUGACAAACCUGGAAACCCAGCAAACCAUCCAGCUCACUCAGAACUUCUUACUGGUCAGUUUAGCUUGUUACAGACCUUCAUGGUAUAAUGCAAGUGCUGGUAACAACAAUGAUAGCAAUCAGCCAUCGGGGGCUUAUAUCUUCAGACCAAACUCAUCAACUCCAUUCAUCAUCAACAAGACUGCUGACAUACAGACUGUGACGGUAUCCGACACAGUACAAGAGGUGACACAGUGGUUCAGUCCUUGGGUGUCUCAGGUGGUCCGUUUGUACGCGGGCCGCAGGGAGCUAGAGCUGGAGUGGACUGUCGGACCUCUGCCCAUCAAGGAUGGUUUCGGGAAAGAGGUGAUCACUCGUUUGGACACUGACAUCAAGUCUUCUGGCUAUUUUUACACCGAUUCCAAUGGAAGAGAAGUCCUAGAGCGACGGAAAGAUUAUAGGCCCACGUGGGACUUGAAGCAGACCGAGCCAGUCGCUGGAAACUUCUAUCCAAUCAACUCUCGCGCUUACAUCAAGGAUGACAAGCAUCAGCUGACAGUUGUGACCGAUCGUUCUCAAGGGGCCAGCAGUAUCAAUAAUGGCUCACUGGAGAUCAUGCUGCACAGGAGACUGCUGUAUGAUGAUGUCCGUGGGGUGGGUGAGCCUCUCUCUGAGCUGGGCGUGUUUGGUGAUGGCUUAGUUGCCCGAGGACGUCUGCUGUUGACUCUCACUCCUCCAGAUAUGGCCGCAGAUGCUCACAGACCCCUCGCUCAGGGAAUGGUACUCCAACCCCUGCUGUCCUUCCAGGAUGGAACGCCUUCCGCCAACACUAAACUGGAGUUUUCUGGGCUGCAGGCUGCUCUGCCUCCUGCUGUUCACCUGCUGACACUGUCUCAGUGGGACAAGGAUUUGGUUCUGAUUAGACUGGAACAUCAGUAUCAGGCCAAAGAGAGCAAAACCCACUCACAGCCUGUUACAGUCAACCUACAGAAGAUGUUCUCUACUCUUGAGGUGCUCGGAGCGUCCGAGAUGAGUCUGGGGGCAAACCAGUGGAAAGAGGACAUGAAUCGGCUGCAGUGGCACACUGAUAAGACCGCAAAAGCCCUUCCUCUCAGUGAAAGAGACCCCUCACCAUGGGAAGUCACACUAAACCCAAUGGAGAUCCGCACCUUCCUGUUAAGGGUGCGACAGCAUUAAAACUGACAAGCUAUCCCGUCAGAGAUUUACGCUGG